AUGUCGAUGUCGUUCCUACCGCGUGGCAUUUCAUCCUUUCUGUUCAAAUCGUUUGCAGUCGGUUCGACGAGCGUUGCUGGCAGAACGGCUCCUGCCAACCAGUCGCUGUUUCAUUCGACCAGCAACACCGAACCGGAUGACGCGAUUCAAUUCGAAAAACUUUACACCGUGGGCAGCGUUUGCAUCCACCUGUUCGUGACCCUUGCUCUCACGGUCAUCUCGGUGAUCUACACACUGCAGCAAUGUGAUUCUGACACCGUCUGCCUGUACUACUACAUGCUACUAUAUCUGCGAGGAGUUUAUUGGGCAAUAAUAUACCUGGUCCAUUUGUACAGCAAAAGCCGCCAUCAGUGCCUCAAGCGUAGCGGUCAUCAUACGUUCGCCCGGAAGGUUCAUCGCCACAAGAAGGCGAGUCUGCAGCUAGUUACUGUCUCCAACGCGGUGCUGCUGACGGUGCACACAGCCAUGAGCCAAGUUUACCGUGGGCCGUUCCUGGAGCGGUGCUUCGUCGAAGGAUUCUCGUCUGUGCUAUUCGUUGCAUCCUUUACUUUGCUCGAAUCCCUCAUCAUUGUGCCGAUACAGUUAUCCUACAUCGUUCAUGUGCUUGUGUUCAACCAAACUCGACCUUCGCCUGAUGUGUUGCAAAAGCCCGAUACAGUCAGUAUGAACAUUGUUCCCAACGACGAUUACAGUGUUAACGAAAGCUUCAAAAGCGUGACCGAUACGAAAGAGUUCAUCCAACUGCAAUCGGUUAUGAUAAAAAAGCAAAGAAGCGAAAAUGCAAAUCUUCGUGCCAAAAUUCGGGAAGCACGUGAAAAACUGGAAGUUGUUGCCAACCAAUCCGUGAACUAUUCGAUUGCUGAGCAGUCUCUAAUCGGAGGAUAG
Anopheles cruzii is the source of this 885-nucleotide messenger RNA. RefSeq names its product transmembrane protein 192-like. The coding region runs from base 1 to 885 and encodes 294 amino acids. The transcript is spliced from 4 exons. The record is from RefSeq and is a predicted model, not a curated record. Lineage: Eukaryota; Metazoa; Arthropoda; Insecta; Diptera; Culicidae. Gene Ontology annotation, cellular component: late endosome; lysosomal membrane.